AUGGUCUCAACACCUCCAACCCUAUUAAUGCUAUUUGAUGAUGGAGAUGCUGGUCCUAGUACUGGUUUAGUCCACCGAGAAAAAUCUGAUGCUGUUAAUGAAGAAGCCCACGCAACAUCAGUACCUCCUCAUGCACCGCCACAAACCCUUUGGCUAUUAGAUAACUUCAACAUUGAGGACUCUUAUGACCGAGAUGCUGGUCCUAGUACUGGUCCAGUCCACAGAGAAAGAUCAGAUGCUGUUAAUGAAGAAGCCCACGCAACAUCAAUACCUCCUCAUGCACCGCCACAAACCCUUUGGCUAUUAGAUAACUUCAACAUUGAGGACUCUUAUGACCGAGAUGCCGGUCCUAGUACUAGUCCAAUAGACCGAGAAGCAUCUCAUGAAGUCAAUGAAGACGCCCACGCAACAUCAGCACCUCCUCAUGUAAUGGUCUCACCACUACAAAACAGAAGACCAUUUGAUCAAUUCAACAACCAACCUUAUGAUGCGAGUGCUGGUCCUAGUACUGGUCCAGGAAAGCGAGGACGUGGCCGACCAAAGGGUUCGAAAAAUGGGUCGAGAAAGCCAAAAAAGCCAAAAGCAUAUGACAACAACUCUACUGAUGCGAGUGCUGGUCCUAGUUCUGGUCUAGGAAAACGAAGAUGUGGCCGACCAAAGGGUUUAAAAAACAGGUCGAGAAAGCCAAAGAAGCCAAAAGCAGAUGAUCCUAAUAGCAAAAUGGUUAUCUCUUGUCCGGAUUUUGAUUCAAGGAUAACCGAAGCAGAGAGAGAAAGCGGAAACCAGGAGAUAGUUGAUUCGAUUUUGAUGCGGUUUGACGCGGUUAGACGGCGGUUAUGCCAACUAAACUACCGGAAAGACAAGAUCCUUACAGCGUCAACUAAUUGCAUGAAUUUGGGGGUCCGGACAAACAUGACGAGGAGAAUUGGACCCAUUCCCGGAGUACAAGUAGGUGAUAUAUUCUAUUACUGGUGUGAAAUGUGUUUAGUCGGGCUUCACAGAAACACGGCUGGAGGCAUUGAUAGUCUAUUGGCUAAAGAGAGUGGAGUGGAUGGUCCUGCUGCUACGAGUGUGGUAACAUCAGGAAAGUACGACAAUGAAACCGAGGAUCUUGAAACGUUGAUCUAUAGCGGACAUGGUGGUAAACCAUGUGAUCAAGUUUUACAAAGAGGAAACCGUGCACUAGAAGCAAGUGUAAGAAGAAGGAAUGAAGUAAGAGUCAUAAGAGGGGAGCUCUAUAAUAAUGAGAAGGUAUAUAUCUAUGAUGGACUUUAUCUGGUCUCUGAUUGCUGGCAAGUGACAGGAAAAUCCGGUUUCAAGGAGUAUAGGUUCAAACUGCUGAGGAAACCAGGCCAACCUCCUGGUUAUGCAAUCUGGAAAUUAGUUGAAAAUUUGAGGAAUCAUGAAUUGAUUGAUCCAAGACAAGGUUUUAUACUUGGAGAUCUUUCUUUUGGAGAAGAGGGUUUACGAGUUCCGCUCGUUAAUGAAGUCGAUGAAGAAGACAAAACGAUUCCUGACGAUUUUGACUACAUUAGAUCUCAGUGUUACUCAGGUAUGACGAAUGAUGUUAAUGUUGAUAGUCAAUCACUUGUUCAGUCAUACAUUCAUCAAAACUGCACAUGCAUUCUAAAAAACUGUGGUCAGUUACCAUACCAUGACAACAUUUUGGUUUGUCGUAAACCAUUGAUUUACGAGUGUGGUGGAUCUUGUCCAACCCGAAUGGUUGAAACCGGUUUGAAGCUCCACUUGGAAGUGUUUAAGACAUCAAACUGUGGUUGGGGUUUACGUUCUUGGGAUCCAAUCCGAGCUGGAACUUUUAUCUGCGAGUUUACUGGUGUGAGCAAGACGAAAGAAGAAGUAGAAGAAGAUGACGACUACUUGUUCGAUACAUCUCGGAUUUAUCAUAGCUUCAGAUGGAACUAUGAACCGGAGCUUUUGUGUGAAGAUGCUUGCGAACAAGUCUCUGAAGAUGCUAAUCUUCCAACGCAAGUCUUGAUAAGCGCCAAGGAGAAAGGAAAUGUUGGUCGGUUCAUGAACCACAACUGUUGGCCUAAUGUUUUCUGGCAGCCUAUAGAGUAUGAUGAUAACAACGGUCACAUAUAUGUUCGCAUUGGACUUUUUGCGAUGAAGCACAUUCCUCCAAUGACAGAGUUAACAUAUGACUAUGGAAUUUCUUGUGUGGAGAAGACUGGAGAAGACGAAGUAAUUUAUAAAGGAAAGAAGAUUUGUCUCUGUGGUUCAGUCAAAUGUCGUGGCUCUUUUGGCUGA
Arabidopsis thaliana (thale cress) is the source of this 2268-nucleotide messenger RNA. RefSeq names its product SET domain group 21 (gene SDG21). The transcript has a single exon. The coding region runs from base 1 to 2268 and encodes 755 amino acids. Gene Ontology annotation, cellular component: chromosome, centromeric region; nucleus. Gene Ontology annotation, molecular function: histone H3K9 monomethyltransferase activity; histone methyltransferase activity; zinc ion binding. The record is from RefSeq and is marked reviewed. NCBI's taxonomy places the organism in Eukaryota, Viridiplantae, Streptophyta, Magnoliopsida, Brassicales, Brassicaceae.